Messenger RNA from Dimorphilus gyrociliatus, 669 nucleotides. The record is from the annotation of a GenBank genome assembly. NCBI's taxonomy places the organism in Eukaryota, Metazoa, Annelida, Polychaeta, Dinophilidae.
ACAUUGAUUAGUUUGUCAGCUAUGGAUAGAUCAACGGAUAAAAAUGGACGUAAAGUUUUUAAGCAACUAUCCAAAGAGUUAUGCGAUAGAAAUUUCAAUUGUAAUUUACAAAGUCAAGAUAGUGAAGAUUUAUCUUCGGAGAUCAGUUUCAACACAAACAUUACGAGAAGUGAUAACGUAAGCUGCUACAGCUGGAGGAACGAAACUAAAGACGCGAAGCGAAUUCAAAUUAAUAGCGCAAACUCGAUUAUAGUGUCUUAUCCUUAUCCUUCCUUGGAGGGUCCAGAUCCCAGCUGUUACGACUACAUGAAUUUAAAAAUAGAAUACAAGAACAUAGUUCCGUAUCCAGAUAUCAGCUGUUACAGUUAUUUGGAAAUAGGUGUUAAUCCUAUGGGAUUUAUACCCAUAUAUCCAUCGGACGAUUCUCUAUUCUAUUUAAACGAAAUUCGUCAUCAUUUCGCUCGCCGAAUGUCCAGAGUACAUUCCGUAGAUUCAGAAUACGAUAGCGAUACUGAAUCGUCCUCUAGCGAUGAUGAUGAAAAUGAAACCUGGCACGAUGUUUUGGACAACACUGCCACGUUGACAAGAGAUUAUAUAUACAAUUCUCCAGCAAGAGGAGAUAGCAAUUCAUCAAGUGAAAGUUGUAGUAGCGCCAGUACGGUUGAAUAA